AUGACUGAGCGCCAGACAGAUGAGGACCAUACUGCCGUGCUGAAAACGGAACACCUCUUUAUGAAAGCCUGCCGGUUCUGUCUAAACACCGAUGGAGUGCCAUCUGUGGCCGGCUGGUUGGGUGAAAGCCUCUCCCCGGCGCUCGCCAUCAGCCGGAUCAUUAGCGGGAUAAUCAACCCAACUCUAGGCAGCAGCCCGGCCUGCAGGCUCAGCAGCGCGGCCAGCGUCCAGGCGUGUCUGACCCGGGCGGUCAGGGCCACAGCGGACAAGAGCAGGGCAGGGGUCAAUGGAAGAGCGCCCGAGGGCAGAUCCUGGCUGCAGACUAAACCGGAAGGUAAACGACACCAGGCCGAGUCAGACACUAAGGGCUAA
Menidia menidia (Atlantic silverside) is the source of this 372-nucleotide messenger RNA. NCBI's taxonomy places the organism in Eukaryota, Metazoa, Chordata, Actinopteri, Atheriniformes, Atherinopsidae. The record is from the annotation of a GenBank genome assembly.